AUGCGCGCUCUCCUGCUUCUCCGCGGCCUCGCAGAGCGUCGCUGCGCGGCGGACAGGCUGCGCGUGCUCGCCACGCACCUCGCCCCCGCGCCGCUCACCUCGCCCCUCGCCGGCCGCGCCGACGACGUCGAUCGCGCGGACGCCGCCGGACGGGCGGGCGCGUCGUCGUCGCGGCGGUAUCUGGUGACGGCUGGCGCGGCCGCCCUCGCCGCUUCCGCUGCGGCCUCGUCGUUCGCCGCUGCUGGCGCGGAGGGUUCGUCGGGCGCGGCGCACUGCGAGGCGGCGCCCAAGGCAGCACUGAACCCACAGCAGUUCGUGGCGUUCAGGCUGCAGCAGGUGCAGGACAUCAGCCACAACACCAAGAUCUUCCGCUUUGCCCUGGACCCCGACACACGCCUCGGCCUCACAGUGGCGUCAUGCCUCGUUACAAGGGCGCCCAUCGGACCACCUGGGGACGACGGGAAGCCCAAAGCAGUCAUUCGACCGUACACGCCCAUCACUCCGCCAGAUGUCACGGGGCACUUCGACCUGCUAGUCAAGGUGUACCCCAACGGCAAGAUGAGUCAGCACAUGUUCUCCCUCAAGCCAGGCGACGUGCUUGAAAUGAAGGGCCCCAUUCCGAAGCUGCCCUACCAGCCCUACAUGAAGCGCAGCAUUGGCAUGGUGGCGGGGGGGACGGGCAUAACGCCCAUGCUGCAGGUCAUCGACGCCAUCCUCUCCAACCCCAACGACCACACGCAGGUGGCGCUGGUGUUCGCCAACACGUCACCGGCGGACAUCCUUCUCGCCGAUCAGCUGCGCGCCCUCGCUGCCUCGCACCCCAACUUCAAGGUGUACUUGAUGGUGGACCGCGCGGAGGCGGGGGCGGCAUGGAAGGGCGGGGAGGGGUUCAUCACGGCGGACGUGCUGCGCAAGGCGCUGCCACCACCAUCCCCCGACUCCCUCGUGCUCGUGUGUGGGCCGCCCGGCAUGAUGCGCCACGUGUCAGGCGACAAGGCACCCGACAAGUCGCAGGGGGAGGUGAGUGGCAGGGGGAGGUGA
Closterium sp. Naga37s-1 is the source of this 1041-nucleotide messenger RNA. The record is from the annotation of a GenBank genome assembly. NCBI's taxonomy places the organism in Eukaryota, Viridiplantae, Streptophyta, Zygnematophyceae, Desmidiales, Closteriaceae.